Olea europaea var. sylvestris is the source of this 2580-nucleotide messenger RNA. RefSeq names its product ubiquitin carboxyl-terminal hydrolase 12-like. The transcript has 15 exons. The coding region runs from base 546 to 2261 and encodes 571 amino acids. The record is from RefSeq and is a predicted model, not a curated record. Lineage: Eukaryota; Viridiplantae; Streptophyta; Magnoliopsida; Lamiales; Oleaceae.
UUUAGGUUUUGACUGAUGAAACUUAAAAGUACCCCUCAAUCCGCGAGAAAAAGAAGGGAAGAGUAAUGGGUUCUGUUCUUUUCCAUUAAAAUCUAGUCUUCCACCAAUAGUUUCUACGAAUUUGUUCUUGGAAGUUUCACUUGUUUGUAUUGGUGCGUUGGUGUAUGGUAUCGGACCAGGUUGUAUUGUGUGGACUAAAAUGGAGGAGUCGGUAGGUAGUGCUAUGAUUAAACUCACAGGUCAAAAUUGGGUGACUUGGAAGCCUAGAAUGGAGGGAAUCCUUUAUUGAAAGGAUUUACAUGAACCUAUUGAAGGUCACGUAGCUAAACCAGAGGAAAUGACUGAAAAGCAAUGGUAUAUUCAGAAUAGAAAGGCCAUAGGAACAAUCAUACAGUGGGUGGAUGACAGUGUGUUUCGUCAUGUGGCGCGAGAGACAAAUGCUCAUAAACUAUGGACAAAAUUGGAGUUAAUGUUUGAGAGGAAAGCCAUAACUAAAAAGUUUUUUUCUGAUUAAAGACUUAGUCAAUUUGAAAUACAAGGAAGACAUGAGCAUGACAGAGCAUUUGGCUAAUUUCCAGAAUAUCAUAAACCAGCUAGCAACUAUGAGUAUGGUACUUGAAAAUGAAUUGCAAGCUUUGUUGCUUUUGAGCUCGUUGCCAGAUGGCUGGGAGACCUUCGUCAUGACUGUCAGUGAUUUUGCUGCUAAUGGUGUUUUAUCUGUGGAUUUUGUGAAAGAUAGCAUGCAGAACGAAGAAACAAGAAAAAAAAUUUCUGGGGUUUGCACGGAGCAAAUGGAAAGUGACAAUCAGAAAAUGGAAGAUGAUAAGAACAACACGGUGAUUGUCCAUUUUCGUGCUUUGGAGAGACCCAAAGAAGAUGAAUUCUGCUUAGAGCUGUUGAUUUAUCUAACCAAUUUGGGCAAAAUUUCCGGAGCAGAGAACCACACAUAUUUUGAUGUCGUGGAAAGGGUAGCUCAACACCUUGAGUUGGAUGAUAUAACUAAAAUUCAGCUUACUCCUCAAGAUUACUAUUCUCAGAAACCAAAGCCCAAUCCUAUUAAAUAUAGAUCAGUUGAUCGCCUACUAGACAUGCUUGUCAACUACAAUCAGAGCUCUAAUAUUCUGUAUUAUGAAGUAAUGGACAAUCCUCUACCAGCAUUUAGAGUUAUGUCACAGUCAAUUAAGGAGGGCCAUAUCAAAAUAAAAUGCCUUAUUUUUCUGACAGAGCAAAUGGAAAGUGACAAUCAGAAAAUGGAAGAUGAUAAGAACAACACGGUGAUUGUCCAUUUUCGUGCUUUGGAGAGACCCAAAGAAGAUGAAUUCUGCUUAGAGCUGUUGAUUUAUCUAACCAAUUUGGGCAAAAUUUCCGGAGCAGAGAACCACACAUAUUUUGAUGUCGUGGAAAGGGUAGCUCAACACCUUGAGUUGGAUGAUAUAACUAAAAUUCAGCUUACUCCUCAAGAUUACUAUUCUCAGAAACCAAAGCCCAAUCCUAUUAAAUAUAGAUCAGUUGAUCGCCUACUAGACAUGCUUGUCAACUACAAUCAGAGCUCUAAUAUUCUGUAUUAUGAAGUAAUGGACAAUCCUCUACCAGCAUUGCAAUGUCUGAAGACUCAAAGAGUUUCUUUUCGUCAUGCCACAAAGGAUGAGGCCGUAGUACUGAAUAUUAGAUUGCCGAAACAAAGCACCGUGGGAGAUAUUUUUAAUGAGAUCAAAACAAAGGUAAAGUUGUCUCAACCAAAUGCAGAACUCAGGUUGCUCGAAAUUUUCUAUCACAAAAUUUAUAAGAUCUUUCCACUCAAUGAAAAGAUUGAAAGGAUAAAUGAUCAGUACUGGACAUUAAAGGCUGAGGAGAUUCCUGAAGAAGAGAAGAACCUUGGUCCCAAUAGCCGUUUGAUUCAUGUUUACCAUUUUAUGAAACAGAAUGCACAGAAUCAAGCGCAAGUCGAGAAUUUUGGGGAACCCUUCGUUUUGGUCAUUCGUGAAGGUGAUACUCUAGCAGAUGUUAAAAUGCGGAUUCAAAAGAAAUUGCUGGUUCCUAACGAGGAAUUCUCUAAGUGGAAGUUUGCUUUUGUCUCACUGGGGCAUCCAGAUUAUCUCAAGGACUCUGACAUUGUGUAUAGCCAUUUUCGGAGAAGAGAUGGUUUUUGUGCUUGGGAGCAAUACCUUGGGUUAGAGCAUUUUAACACUACACCUAAAAGGGCUUAUGCUGCAAACCAGAAGCGCUGCAAAUUUGAGAAACCCGUGAAAAUAUACAAUUAAAUGGAAUUGCUCGUCUCAUUCUUCUUACUCGGAGUCAACAUUGAAAAUGUGAAGAACUUGAAAUCCGAGAUGUGUAAAGGAGAGUUGCAAGGCAGAAAAGAGGAUAGCUGAUGACUUUUUCUCCCUCCAUGUUUCUUCUGUUCACAUAGUUGUUUUGUUAGUGCAAUUAUAUUUUGACUUGAAAUGGAAAAAGGAUGAGCUUUCACUCAAAUGUAUCUUUGCUUUUAGUGGUUGGUAUUCUAUACUUUGCUAUCUUCAGGAAUUUUUUGGUUUCUAUGUAAUGUUACCUUGCAUUUCAAGUUUUUGGUUAAUGGGAUUG